AUGUCGUCGUCUCUGCCUCCCAAUGUCUAUAUUUCAAAACACCCGUGCCUUCGCGCAAAGCUCAGCCAAUUGAGAUCCAAGGGCACCAACGCUCGCGAGACAAAGGCUCUUAUUUCUGAGAUAGCCUUGUUGUUGGGGGUCGAGGCGCUUGCGCAACUCGAUAUCGACUCGGUGGGAACAGCUGAGACCCCUAUCGGAUAUGAGUAUCCCUAUGAGGCCAUCAACUGCUCCAAACUCACCGUUGUCCCCAUCCUGAGAAGCGGACUCGGUAUGGUCGAAGCAAUACAAACUCUCCUGCCCGAUUCCGUUUCGGUCCACCAUCUUGGCCUCUUCCGCGAAAAGAUGACUCUGCAACCUGUGGAAUACUACAACAAUCUUCCUCAAUCCCCUGAGUCGGUGGCGAAACUCGCUAUCGUCGUCGAUCCCGUCUGCGCUACAGGCGCAACAGCAUGCGCCGCAAUCCAGAUACUGAAGGAUUGGGGUGUUGAGAAGAUCAUCUUCUUGUGCGUUUUGGGCGCCCUCCCAGGCAUCACAAGAGCCGCCGCGGAGUGGCCAGAGGGCACACAGGUAUGGGCGGGUGGCAUGGACGAGGGCCUGACUGAUAAAGGCAUGAUCAAACCGGGCUUGGGGGAUGUUGGUGAUCGUCUCUUCCUGACCAUAGGAAAAUAA
Fonsecaea erecta is the source of this 669-nucleotide messenger RNA. RefSeq names its product uracil phosphoribosyltransferase. The transcript is spliced from 3 exons. The record is from RefSeq and is a predicted model, not a curated record. The coding region runs from base 1 to 669 and encodes 222 amino acids. NCBI's taxonomy places the organism in Eukaryota, Fungi, Ascomycota, Eurotiomycetes, Chaetothyriales, Herpotrichiellaceae.